Messenger RNA from Dendrobium catenatum, 1233 nucleotides. RefSeq lists its product as uncharacterized. Bases 1 to 1035 code for a protein of 344 amino acids. Lineage: Eukaryota; Viridiplantae; Streptophyta; Magnoliopsida; Asparagales; Orchidaceae. The transcript is spliced from 6 exons. The record is from RefSeq and is a predicted model, not a curated record.
AUGGGCGGUGGAGGAAAAUGCCUUCCCAAUUCCUCUUUCCCCGAAACUACAACCCACCCGGAAUCCCUCCCCAAACCCUCCCUAAAUGCCAUUGGAUGCUCCGAUUACACAGUUGCAGAGCAAUCGGAUGGCUCCAAGGCGGAGUCGUUCUCAUUUUCUCAAAGCGCAUCCGAAGACGAGAGAGAAAGCAAGGUUUUCAUGGCUCUAAUGGAAUCGUACUGCAGUUCCCGAGCACAAUCCCGAGGCGCCCUUGAUGAUGAGAAGCUCGCCAUUCUAAGGUCCUUUUCAGAUGGAUACUAUGCUAGAACAGGGGAAGGUACUUGUUUCUUGCAGGAAUACCCAAUUCCGAGGAACUCGGGGACACUUUGUGUUUAUGAUACUCGAAGCUUGUCGUUGGUGCCAUCUGAAAACUUGCAUUUACUCAUGCGAUGGAUGACCAAUGGCGUCGUACAUGGAGAGAUGGCCUUCCAUAUUUCAGAUGAUGCUAUAAAAAAGAACAAGAUGAAAAUCAAGGCAAAAAACCUUCAUGGCUACUUUUGCAAAAAGAGGACAGUAAAUUUUGUCAUUUUGGUUGUUAAUGGAGUGUCUAUUUUAGAAUCAAUGGAAAGCAAGGAAACCCAGUAUAUUGACAUGAUUGUUCAGACUUUUAACUCUCCAUAUGUUGCAUUUAGAGAUAACAAGCCUGCUGUUGUAAUUACGCAUGGUGAUAAAUUGUCAUUUCAUGAUCGUGCCUUUGUACGUGCUAAGCUUGGAGAAUUGUUGGGAAUCCCUCCUUGCAUGCAAAUAUUUGACAUUCCAGAAAAUACGGACUAUGUUACUGAAGCAUCCAUUGUGAACCUGUUACGCUUUUGCAUUGAGAAUUCUGACAGAAAUCUUCCUCCUAAACGAACAUUCUGGAUUGAGGCACAAAGGUCUUUGAAGAAAAUUUGCAGCAUAAUGCAACAGCAGAAUCCUUUUGAAGUGCUGAUUUUAUUUGUGUCCUGCUUUGUGUCUAUCUACGCUCUGGUGCGGAUCAUAUUAUUGCAAAUGGAGUGAAGAAAUGCUAUGCCCCAUUUCUGUCACCUACGACUUGGAUACCUUUACUUCUCAUGUAAAGAAGCUUCAUAGAAUAAAGUAGGAUUUUGUGAAUUAUACAUUUCAUUGAUUUCUCUGUUCAUCAGUGCCCCUUUUAGUUUUUCCAUGCCAAUUGAAAACUGCGCAAUAAGCAUCUUUGUUGAUUUUUGCUUCGUUUGA